CCAACGGUCUAGUGCUUUCAAAUUCCUCAACCUGAUCUACUAUUUCAGUUUCUUUGUUCUCUCUGGAAAGUGGAAUCCUCCCUACAAAAAUCACUAAGCGUUUUAGCAAUGGAAGUUCAAAGCUGUUCAGUAAAAACACCCAAAUCCCUUCAAACAAAACCCAUGGACCCCAGCUGCACCUCUAAGGUUAGAGUAAUUGUAAGGGUACGCCCCUUUCUCUCUCACGAAAUUCCUGCAAAAAAUGGCAACCCAACUUCCUGUAUUUCUGUUCUUGAUCCAGAUCCUGACUCCAGAGAUGAAGUCGCUGUUCAUCUUCAAGAUCCUGACACCAGCCGAAAGGAGUCCUAUCAGUUGGACGCUUUUUUUGGUCAAGAGGAUAACAAUCUUAGAUCCAUUUUUGAGAGAGAAGUAAGCCCUUUAAUUCCCGGGAUGUUUAGGGGCCGUAAUGCUACAGUUUUUGCUUAUGGGGCUACUGGCAGUGGAAAGACCUACACUAUGCAGGGUACCAACUUGUUGCCAGGGCUAAUGCCACUGGCCAUGUCCACUAUCCUGUCUAUGUGUCAGAGAACAGGAAGUAGGGCAGAGAUUUCAUAUUAUGAAGUGUAUAUUGAAAGGUGUUAUGAUCUAUUAGAAGUUGGAUCGAAAGAAAUUGUUAUUCAGGACGAUAAAGAUGGGAUGGUGCACCUCAAGGGACUAUCUCGAGUCCCGGUCAAUUCAAUUUCUGAAUUUCAAGAGGUGUUUUCUCGUGGAAUUCAGAGGCGUAAAACUGCAGACACAGGUAUCAAUGAUGUCUCUAGUAGGAGCCAUGGAGUUCUUGUGGUAGCUGUCUCCACACCAGGUAGCGGUGAUUCUGGGACUGUUGUAUCUGGGAAGCUUAACCUAAUCGAUUUGGCAGGUAAUGAAGAUAACAGGAGGACUUGUAAUGAAGGGAUACGUCUACUAGAGAGUUCUAAAAUCAACCAGUCAUUGUUUGCAUUAUCUAAUGUUAUCCGUGCACUGAACAACAAAGAACCCCGAGUACCAUACCGAGACAGCAAAUUAACUCGUAUUUUGCAGGACUCUCUUGGAGGAGCCAGUCAUGCUUUGAUGGUUGCUUGCCUUAAUCCAGGAGAGUACCAAGAAUCUGUUCGGACAGUGAGCUUGGCUGCUAGGUCGAGGCACAUUUCAAAUUUUGUUCCGUCAACCCAUAAACAAGAUACUCCGAAGGUUAAAGUUGAUAUGGAGGAAAAACUGCGAACUUGGCUUGAAUCUAGAGGGAAGACAAAGAGUGCACAAAGAAUAGAUGCAUAUGGUUCUCCAUUCCCUCCAAGUUCUAUCACGAAACCAAAUUACAGCUCCGCAAAAGCUAAGGUCAACACCUACCGGAAAAUUUGUAAUGCUAAAGAGAGGGGAUCGUCUGUACCAUUCAGAAGUUUAUUUAAUGAUGAAGGUUUAACUGAUUCAUGCUUGGAAAGUACGAAUUGUGCUGCCGAGGAAAAUAGGGAAAAGAUCGGUGCUGAUUCUACUGAAAUUUCCUUGGAAUCAUCAAUACACUUACCCAUUGAGCCAUUGGACAAGGAAUAUAAGAUAACAUCAACAAAGUCAAAUAACUCAGUUGGAACAUCACCCAUUGCUGAAGUGAAGUGUACAGAGAGAAGUCCUUUAAGAAAAGUUCUCUCCCCCAUCAAUGCAAAUGUAAACCAAAUUCGCCACGAGGAAGUAGCCUGCAAGUGUCCAGUUCAGUUUGAGCCAAAAACACCUUCUACUGCAACCUGUGCAAAAGAAAAGUUUGUAACAAUCAGCACCCCACUUGACAAAUUUAAUGCAAUGAGUUCAAGUUUAAAGAGCUCUCUUAUGCAAGAAUAUGUUGAUAUCUUGAAUACCGCUAGCAGAGAGGAACUGUUGGAAAUAAAGGGGAUUGGAGUGAGAUUAGCAGAUUACAUAGCUGAACUCCGGGAAACAAGCCCUUUAAAAUCGCUGAGUGAUUUAGAGAAGAUUGGUCUCUCGUCUAAGCAGGUUUACAACAUGUUCAGCAAAGCUGCAAGAGGCAUCUUCGAUAAACAAGACGGUGCGCAGCUCAGAGAAGAGUUAAUGUAGGAUCAAAUUUGGUUAACUAUAACAAUGAUGUAGAAAUAGCAAUGUAUGUCCUUAAUUUGCUAGUGUGAGUGAGAGACUAAUUUGAUGCAAUAUGCUUUACUGCUUUCAUUUACAGAGAGCAGUCAUUGAAGUAGAUUAUUACCUAAACACUAAAAUAACUGUAGCGAACAGUGAAGUAUUUUAAUAUAUGCUUUUAAUCAUGUUUUAACAA
Molecule: messenger RNA, 2287 nt
Organism: Populus nigra (black poplar)
Lineage: Eukaryota; Viridiplantae; Streptophyta; Magnoliopsida; Malpighiales; Salicaceae
Product: kinesin-like protein KIN-10B
Exons: 12
Coding region: 109-2076 (655 amino acids)
Biological process (GO): microtubule-based movement; mitotic spindle organization
Molecular function (GO): ATP binding; microtubule motor activity; microtubule binding
Source: RefSeq, a predicted model, not a curated record